UACAGGACAAGAUCGCUGAGAUAGAUUUGAAAACCUUCAGCACAGAUAGGAACGAUGGACGGAAUACCUUAUUACAGGUAUUCAACGGUUUCUGUCGUUCUCGCUUUUACAAUAUUUCUUUUGACGUGUACUGGUGGAAGCGUGCACGGUGCGUGCCCGAAUCCUCUUCCCGGAUCAGCUGGAACUUUUAGAGUUCCAGAUGGAGAGACGUGUCAUUUAGCGGCUGGUAGUUACACGUUUGGUCAAGUUGAUAUUAAAGGACGACUGGUUAUCAAUGCAACCACCGAUGUAUCAUCACUUACACUUGUUGCUACUUCAGUGGAUAUUGGAACGACAGGUUCUAUCGAUGCCGAUGGUGCAGGGUACGGAGCAGGUAAAGGACUAGGCUCUGGAGGUGCCACUGGGUCUGGAGGUGGCCAUGGUGGUAGAGGGGGCAUGUCUUCUUCCAGUUUCCUUAGCAUCCACGAUUCUAUUGGUUACGAUGACCUCACGGCACCAUCAAUGCCUGGAAGUGGGGGUGGUGGAUCAUACGGAGGGGCUGGUGGAGGUGCUGUGUCCAUAACAGCUGGCAGUAUCAGUCUUGACGGUACCAUCACUGCAAAUGGUGCCAAUGCAUUCUUAGAUGGAAAUGGUAAUGGUGGAAGCGGUGGCGGAGGAAGUGGAGGGAGUGUAUACAUCCGAUCAACAUCAACAUCAAGCAUGGGACUGUCCGGUAGUGGUGUUAUCUCUGUGAAUGGAGGACGUGGAAAUGGGAAAGGAGGUGGAGGUGGAGCCGGUGGACGUGUAUCUAUCGCUUUUAACUCUGGAUCAUUUACUGGACUAGCCAAUGCCCAUGGCGGACGUACUGAUCUUGAAGAUGGUGUGCUUCCUGUUAGCCCGUCUGAUCUUUCAUCAAGAAGCCAAACCAACUCCAACUAUGCUCCCAGUUAUGGUCUACGUAUUAACGGUAGCUCGCACUUUUGGCGCGGAGAUACCCGUACUAAUGUUAACGAGCAGUACCUUCAAGUUACUUUCCAAGAUACCGUGAUGUUUAGUGGUCUGGAUACUCGCGGCUGUGCUAGCAACUGUCCUGGAUCUGGUCAAGAGUACGUCAAAACCUAUUAUUUAAUGUAUGAAGAAAAUGAUGGAGAAGGUUACAAGGAAUAUAAGGUAACAUUUAAAAAAAAUGAAAAUUUACCUUUAAAUGAAAAUGCUUUCUAUGAUGUACUGUAUUUUAUAUCAAGUGACGAAAUAAAUGAAAUGGUAUUUUAUUUUAGUCACUACCUUUAUUUUAAUUAAACACAUAAACCUAUAGGCCUACAAUUCCUACCACAUUCACAAUAAUUGCCACGGCGCUUAUUCGAGA
This is a messenger RNA of Anneissia japonica, 1345 nucleotides long. Its product is annotated as PE-PGRS family protein PE_PGRS16-like. Bases 55 to 1278 code for a protein of 407 amino acids. Lineage: Eukaryota; Metazoa; Echinodermata; Crinoidea; Comatulida; Comatulidae. The transcript has 3 exons. The record is from RefSeq and is a predicted model, not a curated record.